AUGAGGACACUGAGCCUGUGGUUACUUCUCCUUGCUUCAGCCUGAGCAGAGGAGCAGGACAAAGUGGUGCAUGGCAGUCCCUACCACCCAGACGCCUACCCCCUCCAGGCUGCACUCUUCACCUCUGGCCACUUGUUCUGCGGUGGGGUCCUGGUGGACCGGCAGUGGGUGCUCACAGCCGCCCACUGCAAAAAACCGCAACUGCAGGUCUACCUGGGGAACAACCUCCAUCACCAGGAGAGCUCCUAGGAGGAGUUCACUGUGGUCUGCAAGGUCAUCCACCCCAACUACCGCCCCAGGACCCGUGACAACGACCUCAUGCUGCUGCAUCUGGCUCGGCCCGUGAAGACCUCUCAUCGGAUACAGCCACUGCCAAUGGAGACCAACUGCUCGGCCCAUAAGUCCCACUGCCAAACCCUGGGCUGGGACAAGACAGAAGAGAGUGUUUUUCCUGACACCAUUAACUGUGCUGAAGUCCACCUGGUGCCAAAGGCAGACUGUGAGGGAGCCUACCCCGGCCAGAUCACCCGGACCAUGGUGUGUGCCAGCAACGACCAGGAAGGAGCAGAUUCCUGCCAGGGUGAUUCCGAGGGCCCCCUGAUAUGUGACAACCAUCUCCGGGGCAUUAUGGCUUGGGGUGAUUUCCCCAGCGGAUCCAAGAACAAACCAGGAGUCUACACCAACAUCUGCAUGCUUCUCCAAUGGGUGAAGAACGUCAUUCGCCAGGAUGGCUCUGGCCUGUGA
This is a messenger RNA of Dipodomys spectabilis (banner-tailed kangaroo rat), 744 nucleotides long. RefSeq names its product kallikrein related peptidase 6 (gene Klk6). The record is from RefSeq and is a predicted model, not a curated record. Lineage: Eukaryota; Metazoa; Chordata; Mammalia; Rodentia; Heteromyidae. Gene Ontology annotation, molecular function: serine-type endopeptidase activity. Gene Ontology annotation, biological process: proteolysis.